Messenger RNA from Helianthus annuus (common sunflower), 2036 nucleotides. RefSeq names its product DEAD-box ATP-dependent RNA helicase 35. The coding region runs from base 142 to 1911 and encodes 589 amino acids. The transcript is spliced from 3 exons. The record is from RefSeq and is a predicted model, not a curated record. NCBI's taxonomy places the organism in Eukaryota, Viridiplantae, Streptophyta, Magnoliopsida, Asterales, Asteraceae. Gene Ontology annotation, molecular function: ATP binding; RNA binding; zinc ion binding. Gene Ontology annotation, cellular component: spliceosomal complex. Gene Ontology annotation, biological process: mRNA splicing, via spliceosome.
CCCCUUACUAUAUUGAAGGGCUCAAUACCUCAAACAAACAAUCGAUCAUUCGAAUCACCUUCUUAUAUUGCAGUUUCGUUAUCUUGCUGCUGCUGCAACUAUCUUAUCUUGCUUGAUUCAGAUCAAACCACUUGAUUAAUCAUGGAUAUGGAAAAUGAUGAUGAUUACGUGGAAUACGUUCCCGUUGCAAAACGAAGGGCGUUAGAGGCGCAAAAGAUUCUUCAACGUAAAGGAAAAGUCACCACUAUUGAAGACGAAACGGAAAAAGCGAAAGAAACAGAAAUGAAACCAAGUUUACUCGUAAAAGCAUCCCAACUUAAACGCGAACAACCCGAAGUCACUGCAACCGAACAAGCAGUCCAACAAGAAAAAGAAAUGAUGGAAAAUCUCUCCGAUAGAAAAACGUUAAUGUCGGUUCGCGAACUCGCAAAAGGCAUAACAUAUUCCGAACCUUUACCAACCGGUUGGAAACCACCUUUACCAAUAAGACGAAUGUCUCAAAAAGCACGCGACGUUAUACGAAAACAAUGGCAUAUUAUCGUCGAUGGUGACGACAUCCCGCCACCGAUUAAAAACUUCAAAGACAUGCGAUUUCCCGAACCCGUUUUACGAAAACUGAAAGAAAAAGGAAUCGUACAGCCAACACCUAUUCAAGUUCAAGGACUGCCCGUUAUUUUAUCCGGAAGAGAUAUGAUCGGAAUCGCGUUUACGGGAUCAGGAAAAACAUUGGUUUUCGUGCUGCCGUUGAUUAUGAUGGCGUUACAGGAGGAACAUAUGAUGCCGAUUGCUUCUGGGGAAGGCCCGUUUGGGUUGAUUAUUUGCCCGUCGAGAGAGCUGGCUCGACAGACGUUUGAGGUUAUCGAGGAGUUUUUAGCGCCGUUGAAGGAGUAUGGAUAUCCGGAAAUACGACCGUUGCUUUGUAUUGGUGGUGUGGAUAUGCGAUCGCAGUUGGAUAUUGUUAAGCGAGGUGUUCAUAUUGUUGUGGCGACACCUGGGAGAUUGAAGGACCUGCUUGCUAAAAAAAGGAUGAAUCUUGAUAAUUGCAGGUAUUUGACUUUAGACGAGGCAGAUAGAUUAGUUGACCUUGGAUUCGAAGACGACAUACGAGAAGUGUUUGACCACUUCAAAGCUCAAAGGCAAACUCUUCUAUUUUCCGCCACAAUGCCUGCAAAAAUCCAGAAUUUCGCCCGAAGCGCGUUGGUCAAACCCAUCACAGUCAACGUGGGCCGUGCGGGAGCCGCAAAUCUUGACGUGAUCCAAGAAGUCGAAUACGUGAAACAAGAAGUCAAACUCGUGUACCUCCUCGAAUGCCUACAAAAAACGCCACCACCCGUGUUAGUAUUCUGCGAAAACAAAGCUGACGUGGACGACAUUCACGAGUACUUACUAUUAAAAGGAGUCGAAGCGGUCGCCAUUCACGGCGGGAAAGAUCAAGAGGAGCGAGAAUACGCAAUCUCGUCGUUUAAAUCGUGUAAAAAAGACGUUUUGGUAGCCACCGAUGUUGCGUCAAAGGGUUUGGAUUUCCCGGACAUCCAGCACGUGAUAAACUACGAUAUGCCUGCGGAGAUCGAAAACUACGUUCACAGGAUCGGGAGAACCGGGCGAUGUGGGAAAACAGGAAUCGCAACGACGUUUAUCAACAAGAAUCAAAGUGAAACUACGCUUCUUGAUUUGAAACAUUUGUUACAAGAAGCGAAACAGAGAAUACCGCCGGUGUUGGCGGAGUUAAACGACCCGAUGGAAGAUGUCGACGCGAUUACCGACGCGAGUGGCGUUAAGGGGUGUGCUUAUUGUGGUGGGUUAGGGCAUAGGAUUAGGGAUUGUCCUAAAUUAGAGCAUCAAAAAAGUCAACAGAUUGCUAACUCAAGGAGGGAUUAUUUUGGUUCUGGAGGAUAUAGAGGAGAAAUAUGAGUUUUUAUUUGUUGCUGAAUGUUUGAUAUUUUCAUGUUGUAUGAAGUUUUAUGAGAUCAAUUUGGUUAGAUUUUGAACUUUUGUUUCUGGGUUUGAAAAUCUUCAGUGGCAAUUUGGGUUUUUAA